AUGAUUCACAUUCCACACAUUCUCAUGUUAAUCACCGGGACAUAUUUGGAAGUGAUACUGAAAGCGAUAACUCGGAAGUUGUUCUGCCUGGGCCUCACGAGGGAGCUGCUGGUGUUUCGUCGAAUGGCAAACGGGAGAAUUCUUGCACAUACUGCUGUUACCACAAAAGAUAUCUUGGGGUCAUCUUCCUCAGAAUCAGAGUCUGAAGAUGAUGCUCUGCAGGAAGCUAACAAGGGUCAAUCUUUAUUAACCUCCACUGAUGAAUCAAUUCCGGGCUCGCCAAAAGAGGAUGGUUUCAUCCGCGAAGUUGAUUUUAUUGGGCAUGAGCAGGGAGACCAUCGAAAAACGGCAACAGAGGAAGACGAAUCCGAUGAGAUUCGUAUUGCCGCUGACUUUCCACCCAUCCGUGCUGAUCUUGGCAAAGAAAUGUAUUUGGUGAAGAUGCCGAACUUUUUGUCAGUUGAAACUCGGCCAUUCGAUCCUUCCUUCUACGAGGGUGAGCUUGAUGAAGAUGAGAUCCUUGAUGAAGAGGGCCGCACAAGACUCAAACUAAAGGUUGAAAAUACGAUUCGUUGGCGCCUUAGCAAAAAUGCAAACAAUAACGUCACUCAGGAAUCUAACGCCCGGAUAGUGCGAUGGUCCGAUGGGUCGUUGUCCCUACAUCUUGGUGAUGAAAUCUUUGACGUUCACAAAAUGGAUAUUCAGUCUGAUUUUAAUCAUCUCUUCAUCAGGGAGGAUAGAGGUCUCCAGGGUCAAGCAAUUUUUCGGAGUAAACUUAGUUUUAGACCUCAUUCAACUGAUUCGUUCACUCAUCGCAAGAUGACUCUAUCCCUUGCUGAUAAAACCAGCAAGUCGCAAAAGGUGAAGAUUCUGCCCGUUGCAGGCGCAGACCCGGAGUCUAAUCGGAGUCUGGCAGUACGCAAGGAGGAGGAGCGGCUUCGCGUAGCACUACGUCGUGAGAGUCAGCAGCGGCGAAUGCAGGAACGUCAGCUUGCGGCUGCCUCGGCACAUCGCCAGCGUCGAUCUGUUCCUGGCCCCUCCGGCUAUGAGAGCUUCGGUGACAGCGACGCUGACAAUACCGUGUCGCUGAGCGCAAUCAAAAGAAAUGCCAAAGCUGGUUUCCUCUCGUCUUCACAGAAAAAUAGGGGUGAGUGUAGCUUGUCUUCGUUUCCUUAUUUCAUAGCCUGUUUAAACAGCUUUGGAACGAUCGAUCGGGUGGGUUUUCUCACUGUACAUACACAACAUUUGCUUAUGGUAGGUCGUUCUGUUUCGGAUUCGGAUGACGCCUCCGUCAGUGAUGUAAGUUAGAUGGGUUCUGAGAAUUAA
Molecule: messenger RNA, 1326 nt
Organism: Hydatigera taeniaeformis
Lineage: Eukaryota; Metazoa; Platyhelminthes; Cestoda; Cyclophyllidea; Taeniidae
Source: the annotation of a GenBank genome assembly